AUGGCAGAGACGGCUCCUUCCCCCUCAGCGGCUUUUCGCUUCCCCAACGAUCCACUUCUUGUCAGGCUGCUUGAAGCCGCCAAGCGUGUCGGCGGCUCUGAGGUCAUCAUCGAGGACUUCACGGGUUUCAGAAAGACAUACCUAGAGCUUCUGGCUGACGUCUUGGAGACACGCGAUCAGCUCAAGUCGCUGAUACCAUCCUCUAAUUUCGAUGCAAGAGGCCUCCUUCAUGAGGAGAAUGUAUACGUCACAGCUCUGACGCGAACCGGCUAUCAAUAUGUUGUUGCCUUCUAUGCUGUCAGAGCAUUGGGAGGGGCUUACACGCCGCUAGAUCCCAGAGCAUCUGUUGAAAGACAGGCCUCGGUCAUCUCCAGAGGAAAAGCAAACUGUGUGUUGUUCGACAGGGGUUGCACUGCGGAGCUUGAGCGCCUGCGCGGCUACGUAGACGAGACCGAGGGGAAAUCAUUGGUCACGGUGCCUAUCCCAUGCGACUCGCCUGCGCUGCCGGAACUCAACAUCAGUAUUGAUGAGUCCCUCCAUCUGGACCCGGAUGGUCCUGGGUACGUCUGUAUGACAUCGGGCACCACCGGCUACUCCAAGGGAGUCGUGAUCCGGCGAACAUGCCUCACAUCUCACCCGGUUGAUUUGACAUCUGAGCCGCUUGAGGAACAGGGCGGUGCCCAAGUCAACUACAACGAGAGCCACUGGCUCGGCGGGGCCAAGAACGUCAUCGAGAGCAUAGCCCUGGGCAAGAAGGUGUUCGCACUCGAGUGCCCGGCCGGCGCCAGAGCUGUGCUUGAUGUCUUCCAGCGCGAGCGGAUCACCUAUUUCGUCUUCAAUCCAGCGCUUCUUCGGGGAAUGCGAGAUAUCCUGCUGGGCGACGAGCAGCUCACAAAGGAAAAGCAGGAGAAGUUUCCGGCCUAUUUCAGUGGGUUGAAGUUCUUCCUGUGUAUUGGGGGUCUGGUCGACCAACCGACGGUCGACUUCUGGGAAGCAGUGAUCGGGCGCCCGCUGCAGAAUCGAUAUGGCGCCAGCGAGCUGACAGGACUCGUUACGACUGGACUGACCAAGAUCAAUGGCUCCGUUGGAAAACUUUCGCCUGGCAUUGAAAUGAAGCUGUCAGAGGGGAGACAUGGCAGAUUGUCCAUCAAGUCUCCCAACAGGUUUCUAGGCUAUCUCGGCGAGCCAGAAAAAACACGGGAGGCCCUCGAUGAGGAAGGGUACUACCAUACCGGAGAUAUGGUGGAUUUGAGAGACGACGAGCUGCUUUUGCUCGGACGUGAGCGGGAUGACUAUAUCGUUUAUGGCAACUCCUGGACCUCGGCCAUCAAGGUGGAAAAUUGCUUGAUGGGGCUCUCCUACAUUGCUGUGGCCUGCGUUGUUGCCGUGCCCGUGGAACAAGGCAAACAGCUAUGUGGUGCUGUUGUCAGACUCAAGAAUGGCGUUGAGCCGGAGAAGAUUACGCUGGAUCGAGUCAGAGCAGAUCUUCAGGCCGAUUUGGAUGUCACCAGUCUGCCAACCCUUCUGCGACUUCUGGGCCCGCAAGAGGAUCUACCACGUACGGCCACAGGGAAGCCUAUCAAGUAUCAGGUCAUGGAGGACUUUUUCUAUGCGGGAGAUUGUGGCCGAGACUGGUUUGCUGUAGAGAACCCGCCGCAUGAUGUCGAGUUCUGCGGCUUGCCUAUCGCAGUGGCUGCGUAA
Diaporthe citri is the source of this 1701-nucleotide messenger RNA. RefSeq lists its product as uncharacterized. Lineage: Eukaryota; Fungi; Ascomycota; Sordariomycetes; Diaporthales; Diaporthaceae. Gene Ontology annotation, molecular function: medium-chain fatty acid-CoA ligase activity. The transcript has 5 exons. Gene Ontology annotation, biological process: fatty acid metabolic process. The record is from RefSeq and is a predicted model, not a curated record. Bases 1 to 1701 code for a protein of 566 amino acids.